Molecule: messenger RNA, 6636 nt
Organism: Peromyscus californicus insignis
Lineage: Eukaryota; Metazoa; Chordata; Mammalia; Rodentia; Cricetidae
Gene: Catsper1
Product: cation channel sperm associated 1
Exons: 12
Coding region: 1-2421 (806 amino acids)
Biological process (GO): regulation of cilium beat frequency involved in ciliary motility; calcium ion transport; spermatogenesis
Cellular component (GO): CatSper complex; membrane
Molecular function (GO): voltage-gated calcium channel activity; calcium-activated cation channel activity
Source: RefSeq, a predicted model, not a curated record
AUGGUUAAGUCCAAAGAAGUUCCCACUGUUAAAAUGAGGCCCAAGCCUGCUGGUGACAUCAUAGAGGAGGGUUCCAAGACAACAGACAGGGUCUUCCUGGAAGCCUGGGCCAUAGUUGGCACUGAUCUCAGCUUUAGGAGAGAAGAAGAUCCAGGAAAGGUCCUUUGGGUUCUAUGCUUAAGCUCUCUUUGUUCCAGGGGUUCCAGUACAAUCAUGGAUAAACCCUCGAAGACGGAUGAUGCGCAUCCUGAGGCACACCCUAGUAAAGUGGAUCCAAGCCAUUACUCAUCCCACUCCCAUGCACACCAUAGGCCAGGCCACAACGGAGCCCAUCAUCAUCGUGAUGCCCAUCACCAACCAUCUCACAAUCAUGGUGGAUCCCACUAUCAAAAUGAAUCCCAGCAUUUCCGUGAGUCCUCAGACCGUGAAGGUGCUUUCUCCCGUCAGUCCCAUCACCAUAACAGAUCUCACCUCUCCACAUCACCUGAUACCGUUCCUCACCACUUUGGUGGGUCCCAUGAUGAAUCUCACCCCCAUACUGAAUCCCACCACCAUAGUGAGUCCCACCAGCAUGGCAGACAGCACCAAGAUGGACAUCACUAUCAUGGAGGGCACCAUCGAGCUAGCGAAACUUUCUCCCACCUCUCCUCUCCUGAGUCACACAGCCAAAGGGAUGCUUCCCACCAUGGGAAACCUCAUCAUGGUCACCGUCCUGAGGAAUCCCAUCAUCAAGGCCACCGUUAUGGCAGGCCUCACCAUCCUGAAUUCCAAUACCACCGAAGACAGUCUUAUUACGGAGGGAACAUUUCCUUCCACUCCUCUGAGGGGUCCUUCCACCAGGAAAGAUCUCACCUCCAUGGUAGCCAUCAUACAGGCCACCAAGCUCACCAUGGCGAGCAUUCCCAUCACAGAGAGCACCAUCACCACAGAGAACACCAUCAUGGAGAGCAUCCUCAUCACAGAGGAGAGCAUGGAGAGCAUCCUCACCACAGAGGAGAGCAUGGAGAGCAUCCUCACCACAGAGGAGAGCAUGGAGAGCAUCCUCACCACAAAGGAGAGCAUCCCCAUCAUCGCCAUCAGAGCAUCUCCCAAUUCUCUGCCACAUUCAAGUCCCACAGCACACUUGGCAUCUCCCCUUCUCCUAUGGGAACCAAAAGCUCACUCUAUAGCGUGCCUCACUCCCACUUUGCAAGUCGAUCUUUUGCCUCUCAUGUUUCCAGCAAAGUUCAUCCCAAGGACGGCUCCAAAGAAUCAGACUCCUGGAGUGAGGAUGAACAAAUUCAGAAGCGCAAAAGGACCCAGCGCACCCACAAGAAGUUGCACUCUGGGAAUAUCUUCCAAUGGAUUUGGGAAAAAAUAAGCUACCUCCUUUGGGGUUUCCGGCAAAUGAUGAUGUCACUGACUCAGUCCCUGGGCUUUGAGACCUUCAUCUUCAUCGUGGUCUGCCUCAACACAAUUGUCCUUGUGGCCCAGACCUUCACUGAGCUAGAGAUCAGAGGAGAAUGGUACUUCAUGGUCCUGGACUCCAUCUUCCUCUCCAUCUACAUUCUAGAAGCCGUGCUCAAGCUGAUUGCCCUGGGCAUGGAGUACUUUUAUGACCCAUGGAACAAUCUGGACUUCUUCAUCAUGGUCAUGGCGGUGCUGGACUUUGUACUCCUCCAGAUCAAUUCCCUCUCCUAUUCAUUCUACAACCACAGCCUGUUCCGGAUUCUCAAAGUUUUCAAGAGCAUGAGGGCGCUGAGGGCCAUCCGGGUCCUUCGGAGGCUCAGCAUCCUCACCAGCCUCCACGAAGUGACGGGGACUCUGAGUGGAUCUUUGCCAUCUAUCACAGCCAUCCUCACCCUCAUGUUUACCUGCCUCUUCCUCUUCUCUGUGGUGCUCCGGGCACUCUUCCGGAAAUCGGACCCCAAGCGCUUCCAGAACAUCUUUACCACCCUCUUCACCUUAUUCACCAUGCUCACCUUGGAUGACUGGUCCCUCAUCUACAUGGACAGCAGGGCCCAGGGGGCCUGGUACAUCAUCCCCAUCCUCAUGAUCUACAUCAUCAUCCAGUACUUCAUCUUCCUCAACCUGGUGAUUGCUGUCCUGGUAGAUAACUUCCAGAUGGCGCUUCUCAAAGGCCUAGAGAAAGUGAAGCUGGAGAAAGCUGCCCGGGUCCAUGAGAGGCUGCUGGAGGACUCUCUGACAGAGCUCAGCCAAGCAGACGCUGAGGCCCAAAUGAGCGAGACUGCCUUGCAGAUGCAGUUUAUCGAGAGAAUGUUCAGCACCAUGACAGAGAAGCAGCGGGACCUCCACUUCCAGUUCCUGCAGUUGGUGGCCUCGGUGGAGCAGCAACAGCAGAAGUUUCGUUCCCAAGCAUCUGUCAUCGAUGAGAUUGUCGACACUGCAUUCGAGGCUGGAGAAGAGGAUUUUGGGAAAUGACCCUGAAGAGCACCACCAUAUUGACUUGAGUCUUUGGGAAGUGGCCUGCCAGGGUGGGUUGGGACAAGUCCCUAACUCUGCUGGCAUUGUUAUCCAGAACCAUGCUCGACUGAGGUCCCAACAGAAUUUUAAAACCCCCGUGUGGCUCUGUUGUUAGAGCCCACUAGAUUUCCUAGUGGCUGUACCCAGCAGGACUGCAUAAGAGGUUGAUUGGACCAUGGGCCUGGGCACCAGGUGACUGUAACUAGCAAGGGGGAAGUCUCUUGCUCCACCCCUUGGCAUUGUUAUAAACAGACUUUUGGAAUAAAGUUCUGGGCCAGUAGAUAAGGAUCCAGGCCCACCCAAGUCUAUCCUGUGUUUUCUCUCUUUACCCAUUCCUCAUUCCUCAAGAGUUCCUGGGGUAAGUGAGUGUGGGGGCUGGUCUCCCACACUCUGUCCUCACUGGCUAGCCUGACACAAAGGGCAAGGGGAGCUGGACAGUGUGCUGCAGGCAUAUGUCAAGAGUUGCAUGUGGAAGGGGCUCUUCUUGGAUCUCUUCUGGCCUCACCAGGUCCCAGCCUUCCAGUUCAGUCCAACAGUGCAUUAGAAUAGAUCAGAAGGGUGGCACAGGAAGAGGAGCCUGAUGCCAAGCAGUGAUGGCGCAUGCCUUUAGUGCCAGGAUAGCCAGGACUGGUACACAGGACUGGUACUCAAAAAACAGAAACAAAACAUAAAAGGAACCUGGGUACUGAUGGAAGACUAAAUGAGAAGUCCUCUGCUUAUGGGAGGAAAGCCUGUCUGGCCUGGGGUCAGGAGAAAAAGAGCAGACUGGAACAUCCCAGAAUUGUCAGGAUUGCAUCAGACACCAGACAUGGGGCCCAGCAAUCAGGCUUACCAGGAACCUCAUCAUCUAACAUAAGAGUACCAACCCAGUGGGAAUAUGAAGAGCUCAAAAGGUCGAUAGUGGCGCACACCUUUAAUCCCAGCACUUAGGAGACAGAGGCAGGCAGAUCUCUGAGUUCUAGGCCAGCCUGGUCUACAGAAUGAGCUCCGGGACAGCCAGGGCUACACAGAGAAACCCUGUCUUGAAAAACCAAAAACAAAUAAAUAAAUAAAAAUUAAAAAGAACUCAGAGGUUUAAAAAAGGGGGGGGAGCUGGUGUGAUGGCUGGGUGGUUAAGAUCACUUGCUGCUCUUCCAGAGGACCCAAGUUCAGCUCCCAGUAACAGACUACUUACAACCACCUGUAACUCAGCUCUAAAGGAUCUGACAGUUUCUUUUAGCCUCCAUGGGCACUGAACUCAUAUGCUCAACCCACACACAGACACACAUGCAUUCACAUAAAUAAUAUUCCCCAAACCCCUAGAGGUUAAAGGUCACUGACAUCCCCUUUCCCACCUGAAGUAAAACUACAAAACGUAGUGAAGGGGCAGAGGAGGCCUCUGAUCUUCCUGGCCUCAGAGCAGAUGGGGACAGGGCCAUGUGACAUGGACCAGCCACUGUUGGGAGAGGGACACAGAAAAUGGCUGUGUCUGCUCAGGCUGCUUUAGGGCUUAGAUGAGUCCCACAUGUACUGCCUGAGCCCCAGAAGGAUGUCCUGAGCCCCUGUGGGACUGCCGGUUGGGACAUUUGUCUGUGCUAAGCACUGAGUUAAGGUGAAGCUCAGUUCUGGCCCAGGGGCUCCCCAUCAAGGGUUAGCUGUCUUCCAUCAUUGAUAACCAUCUUCCUCUUAGUGGAGGCCAAUCCACGGGGUCAUGUGGGCUGGAGGGACUCCAGAAUGGGAGAUGGAGGAUGAUUUGACCAACACCCACACAGACCAUCGGUCUUUGCUAGAAAGCAGUGCAAUCUCUGGGACCUUAAGACAGAAACAUCACUUGGUGGAAACUCCUCCCCCUAGCCUUGUUUAGUCAUGCCCAGCUUCAGAAAUACACCAAGCAGAGGAAAUGUCAUCUGGGAUUUGGGCACAGAUUCCAGGGGUGGAGAAACCACUUCCCGGGCUUCCUUGAGUCUAGCCUCUCCCCAGGCCUCACACAUUCAUUCAACAAGUAUUUCCUGCCAUUCGCCCUGUACUGACUCCACGCUGGUAUCUCCUGCUUGAUGAAACUUGGGAAACCUUCCAAGCAGUGACUGACACACAGCACAAACUGAACUGCCACGGGUUUAUCAGGUUCCCACAGAAGCAGGGCUGCAAGCUGUCCCCAUGUCGACACCAAAUCCAGCCCCUCAGUGUCUCAGGCUUCCCAGGUGGCACUCAGUCUCCAUUCCUUCCCUGAUGUGGCCUUUGAGGGCUGUAGACAGGACCCAACUGCAACUGCUGUUCAUGAGGUCACAGAAUUGGGUGGGAGGAGUGGGGUCAGACAGGAACAAGCUCGGUGUGAAGCCUUCCUUAGAAAGGAGAAGGUAAGCGGGCGGUGGCGCACACCUUUAAUUCCAGCACUCGGGAGGCAGAGCCAGGCAGAUCUCUGUGAGUUCGAGGCCAGCCUGGUCUACAGAGUGAGUUCCAGGACAGGCACCAAAACUACACAGAGAAACCCUGUCUGGAAAAACCAAAAAAAAAAGGGGGGGGGAGGAGAAGAAGACAUGAAUAGUGAAGAGUGGCUGUCUGGUCUCUGGUCACUCUCCACACCACACCUGUGAUGCCAGCUUGAACCUAGCACCUCCUAGUUAGUGCUCCCAAGACAACCGGUGACUAUAGUCUGUCCCCAGGGUGGGUAGAUGCAAGUUAGUAUGUCUGAGCAAGACUUCUGGACAUGAUUCAAGUGCUGGCUUGGGUGGGUAGGGAGCCCUGUACGCAUCUCUAGGUUACCUCCUGCUUCUCUGAGGUAUGUGCUUUCUGACUGUUUUCUCUGCUUGUGUUUCUAGGCUGUGUUACUAGCAUUUUCAGGGCAUGUCUAUAAUAUCUAUUAGCACCUGAGUGGGUCCUGUGACUGCCCCCCCAUUUGAUUAUGUGUAUAACAAGAAUUGUGUCCACAAAGAAACAUACAAAGAAUGUAUUACCUGUUUCCUCCAAUCCAACAUAGCAUUGAAGGGACCCUGUUCCCUCCCGUGAUAGAAACCCUCCAGGGUAGCAGGUUUGCUCUUGUUCCCUCAGGUGUUCCAUGGCCCAGACACGUGAUACUUACUCUUUCUGGGCCCCUCCCACUCCAUCAGGCAGGGUUAAGGAAGUGAGGUUAGUUACUAGCUCCUAGGCCUCUUGGCCUAUGGGAAUGCUGAAGGAGAGGAGGUCAUUUCUUGCUACCAGUGUGCACAAGAAUAUUUGUGACCUGGGAACCCAGAGCCCCGGAGCCCACAGAGUUCAUCACCCAGGCACAUCUUACAUGUCUUCUGAGUACUGAGAGUUUAGCAGGAUAUGGGCUUCCCUUCAAGUGCUCAUGGAUGUGGGACUAGACUGGAUUGGCAACUGCCUGGAGGCUCCUCAGUAGCCAGGGUCAUUUCCGGUAAGGCCAGCUGUGGACUUGUGCCAGGGCCUCCAAGGGCUGUAGUUUGGGAACAUAUGUGGUCAAACAUUUCAGACACUGAGACGGGAAGUACUUUGUUUGCUGUCCCAGAAUCUAGCUCGUUAAAGGAAAACAAGAUACCUUGAGCUCGCUGUUAAUUCAGCUGUCUGAUGCUCUGUGCUGCUUUAUCAUUUGAGAGCAAUAAAAAGAUCUGUGCCACUAAUAACCUCGCUGGCCUGCGUCAUCUGCCUUUUCAGCCCUCCUGACCACAGCUUUGUUGAUCAGGGUUUCUCUGUGUAGCCUUGGCUAUCCUGGAACUCACUAUGUAGACCAGGCUGGCUUUGAACUUGCAGAGAUCUGCCUGCCUCUGCCUCCCAAGUGCUGGGAUUAAAGGCGUAUACCACCACCGCUGCCGGGCACAAAAGACAUUGGGUCUCCUGGGUUUGGAGUUACAGAUGGUUGCAAGUAGCCAUGUGGGUACUGGGAAUCAAACCCAAGUUCUCUGCAAGAACAGCCAGUGCUCUUAACUAUUAAGCCAUCUCUCCAGGCUUUGACCCCGGCUUUUAGCUGUCUAUCUUUUCUCAUCCCCAUCCUCCCCCUCAGAGUCCCAGCAUGAACCAGGAAGGGAUGCUGGUCCUGUUCACACAGACAUCCCUGCUGCAAGUAGUCUCAGGGCAUCGUCCCUCUAUCCCUUCUAUGACAUUGUUUCCUUCUCCCUUACCUCUGAGACUACUGAAAGUGUCUGAAGACCGGCUUCCCAUUUGAGGAAUGCACCCUCUGUGAGCCUCAGAUGGGUCAGC